This is a messenger RNA of Polypterus senegalus (gray bichir), 3667 nucleotides long. RefSeq names its product hexokinase domain containing 1 (gene hkdc1). The record is from RefSeq and is a predicted model, not a curated record. Gene Ontology annotation, biological process: intracellular glucose homeostasis; glycolytic process; glucose 6-phosphate metabolic process. Gene Ontology annotation, molecular function: ATP binding; glucokinase activity; mannokinase activity. Gene Ontology annotation, cellular component: mitochondrion; cytosol. Lineage: Eukaryota; Metazoa; Chordata; Cladistia; Polypteriformes; Polypteridae.
AUGCCUCCCUGUGAAGGUGGUUCACGCAUUUCCAACCGAGGGCAGUCCUUGGGGCAGACACAGCACACACUGGACACAAGACAUCUCCCGGCUUGCCUGGGCAUUGAUGUUGACGCCCUGGCUGUGGUCAAUGACACGGUGGCGGCGAUGAUGACGUGUGGAUAUGACCAUCAGUACUGUGAGGUCGGAGUCAUUGUGGGUACUGGCACUAACGCCUGCUACAUGGAGGAGCUGCGGCACAUUGACCUGGUGGAGGGGGACGAGGGGCGCAUGUGCAUUAACACCGAGUGGGGAGCGUUUGGAGAUGAUGGGUCGCUUGAAGACUUCUGCACCGAGUUUGACCGAGACAUUGAUUUGGCCUCCAUUAACCCUGGGAAGCAGCUGUUUGAGAAGAUGAUCUCAGGUUUGUACAUGGGCGAGCUGGUGAGGAUCAUCCUGGUUAAGAUGGCCAAGAAGGGCCUGCUCUUCAAAGGCAGGAUCUCAGACAGUCUGCGUACCAAAGGCAAACUGAAGACAGCAGACGUGUCUGAAAUGGAGAAGUACAAGGAAGGAUUGAGCAAUACCAAGCAAAUCUUGACCAAACUUGACCUUGACCCUUCAGAAGACGACUGCAUUGCUGUCCAGCACGUCUGCACCAUUGUUUCAUUCCGGUCUGCCAAUUUGUGUGCCGCAGCACUGGCAGCCAUUCUGACCCGAAUCCGAGAAAACAAGAAGGUGAAACGGCUCAGGACAACUGUUGGCAUGGAUGGCACUGUCUAUAAGACACACCCACAACUUCCAAAUCAAAAGAGAGCCAGUGCCAAAGGUUUCACCUGCACUUCAGAGAUUAUGUAUGGCGCCAUUUUCACCAUCCCAUGGUACUUUCCAAGUCCAGUACGACUCUUUCCCUAUUUCUCAAUGCGAGUCCACCAGGGUACUCUCAUAAGUUGGACUAAAGGCUUCAAAGCCACAGACUGUGAGGGUCAAGAUGUGGUGGACAUGCUAAGAGAAGGCAUCAAAAGAAGAAAUGAAUUUGACUUGGAUAUUGUGGCAGUGGUGAAUGACACCGUUGGCACAAUGAUGACCUGCGCCUAUGAAGAUCCAAAGUGUGAGAUUGGCUUAAUUGUUGGCACUGGGAGCAACACUUGUUACAUGGAGGAGAUGAAGAACAUUGAGACAGUUGAGGGAGAUGAAGGCAGGAUGUGUGUGAACACAGAGUGGGGUGGUUUUGGUGACAACGGUUGCAUUGAAUAUCUGCGGACCAGGUUUGACCGAGAGGUGGAUGAACAAUCCUUAAAUGCUGGUAAACAAAGGUAUGAAAAGAUGACGAGCGGCAUGUACCUGGGAGAGAUAGUCCGUCAGAUUCUACUCGACCUGACCAGGCGGGGCCUGCUGUUCAGGGGGCAGAUCUCAGAGAGACUUCGUACACGAGGCAUUUUCGAAACCAAAUUCCUUUCUCAGAUUGAAAGUGACCGACUGGCCCUCCUUCAGGUGCGAGGCAUCCUCCAGCAGCUGGGUCUGGACAGCACCUGUGAUGACAGUAUCAUUGUGAAGGAGGUGUGCGGUGUGGUCUCACGGAGAGCGGCCCAGCUUUGUGGAGCUGGAAUGGCAGCUAUUGUUGACAAGAUGCGUGAGAACCGAGGACUGGAGCACUUGGAGAUCACUGUUGGGGUGGAUGGGACGUUAUACAAGCUGCAUCCACACUUCUCAAGGAUUUUAAAGGAGACGGUCGGAGAACUCGCACCCCAGUGUGACGUCACAUUUGUGCUGUCUGAAGAUGGAAGCGGCAAAGGAGCAGCCCUCAUUACCGCCGUCGCCAAAAGGAUUAACAGCGCUGCGUAAUCUGGCCAGAAUAAGUGAAGGAGGAGGUCUCACUUGCUGGGGAGGCUCAUGACACUCCUUUGGUGAUAAAUAAAAUGGACCUUCAGGAAGUUCAAAUUCAUGGGAGAAGAAGACAGAGGAAUGUCAGCAGUUUCAGAAGACUGCAGCUAAGUCUUGUACAGUUCACUGUUAAAAAUGGGCUCUGUUUUUUUUUUUUUUCUUUUUAUAGUGCCUUUAAUAAUCCAUUUUUUAAAUAAAAAUGACAAAACUGGUCUGGGUGAAGGAUAUGAAUUGCUUCCUGGCAGUGGAAAGUAAAGCAGAACACUGGACUGCUGCCGCAAGUAAAGAAAAUCAUAAAGGGGGCAACAGGCCAAGUACGUCACAUUUCAUGAAUCUGUCUCAGAGACCCUGCCCUCCAUCACGUCACAGUCCCAGGUUGACCGGUGACUUUAAGCAGCUUCUGGUAUUAAAUGUUCGUUUGCGAGUGCGUCUAUGGCGGGUUCAGCUCUGACCCCGACCAAGUCAAGCGAAGUGGCAAAGGAUCUCAUUAUGAGACUGCAGAAAGACUGCCCGGACAUCUUUCCUUAUCACAUUUUUAUAAAGUGCCCUUCACGGCAGCAUUGCCAUUUCAAUAUUAAAAAACAAGAGAACAACACAACAAGCUUGGUGGUAAUUGCAAAUCCAACAAAACACCUAAUUUCCAGUCAUUAGUUUCUGUGUAGUAUGACUCCAGAAUGGCUAAGAACCACUAGAUUGGGAAGGAGAAUAUUCUAUAAAGAUUGAAACAAUUGAACGCUGCCUGGAAAAACAAUUUGAAACUGACUUCAUAAUGUAAUGGCACUAUUUAAAAUGAUACAAUUUGAGGUUUUGAUCUUUGUAGGACCCCCGAGUAUGUCACUUCAAAUGGCUCAUAGGCAACAAAUAUAGAAACAGUUUUCCACACUGAAAGCACCUUGAAAUGCUUUGGGCUUCUCCAGCAUAAAAAAGCAAUGCUGACUGAUUAGUCCUUACAUUCUGUGACACUUUCACAGUUUUACUCCACAGCGUAAAGGUACCUCAGGGGGUUAUGGAUGGAAACUUGUGGUUUCAAUGCCAUUUCAACAUCCUGCCAUGGAAGAUCAGUCAUUUAGAGCCUGGAAGGCACAGCCAUAGUAACUUGGCCUGCAUUUGGACGGCGGAGGGCCUCAGUGAUCUAAUGCUCUCUCUGAAUUAGUCGCUUAAGAGGUACUAUGUAAAGAGCAACCUUUAUCUAAUUGCAGGUCACACUACCUUUCCUGUAAUUAGAUAAAAGAUGGAAACCCCCAAAAAUUGAACAAUUUUGACCUGACUUACUGCAUAAGGCACAAUGAGAAAUGAAGCAAAAUGACACCUUUUAUUGGCUGAGUAGAUUACAAAAUGCAUAAGGCAGCUCAGGCCCCUUUUGCUCAGCGUAGGUGUCACAUGGGCUGAACGGGAAGGAAACAGGAAGCAGACCUGGAAUGAAGAGAUGAACGGACAGCCCCUGUAAAAGAAGAGAUAUCACUGGGGAGCGGGAAGCCAGCAGGCCAUGCUGGGAAAUGUAGUCAUGAGAGGGUGCUGCAGGGAGACAAGCUCCCUAUUUUAAUGGACUUCCAUGUGACCCGGAAGUGCUUCCAUCUGACAAUCGCCCUGGCACCGGAAGUACUCCUGGGUCUGUAAUAAAAGGGACCACACUCCCUUAUCCAAUUGAGUCGGAGAUGGGAGGUAGUGGAGUAACACUUGAGUGGAGGAGGGAGAAAGAAAGAAAAGAAAGGAAGAAUUGUGGCCAGAAAAGACCUGUGUUUGUGUAUUUGUUUGUUUAUAUCAUUUUUUUUGGAGGUAAAUAUAAUUAAACCUUCCAGUAUUUGAA